Galendromus occidentalis (western predatory mite) is the source of this 662-nucleotide messenger RNA. RefSeq lists its product as uncharacterized. The coding region runs from base 222 to 662 and encodes 146 amino acids. The transcript is spliced from 6 exons. Lineage: Eukaryota; Metazoa; Arthropoda; Arachnida; Mesostigmata; Phytoseiidae. The record is from RefSeq and is a predicted model, not a curated record.
AUGCAUGAAAUUGCGAAUCAGUUCAAGUAUUCUGAGCGUCAAGUCGUCUCCUGACCCUGAUCCCAUUCCGAUCGGAGAUAGAUGACGGAAGGUUUGCCGGGCUAAGGGAGAAUAUCUAUCAGUGCCUGCUCGCUGUGGGACUGCGGCGCCUCGACUAGCGCCGGCUCGGAGGCAACUAAUUUUGGGGAGAAUUCCGUGGGUCUGAGUGCCAGGGAGUCGAUAUGGACACUCCAACGCUCAAGUGUCCCCGAUCCGGCCGAGUUCUGACUCCACUGUCCAUGGAUUAUUGGCGACUGAAGAAGAAACUCAAUAGGAUCAUUUCGGACUCAUCGAGCUCGGAUGAAGAAAAUGAUGAAACGCCGCUCAAGAAAUCGCACGGCCCCGCCAAAGAAGCUCCUGUACGAAAAAGAGAGAGCGGAAUCAUGCCUCCUCGAAACUCUUCUCCGAACGACGCGCGAUCAGGUGUUGCGCCACCGAUUCUCGAGAAGAUACCUGAGCUCUCGAGAUCGGACGUUAAGCCCCGGAGAAGUCGAGACGGAGCGCGGAGUUCUCUACAAAUGACCGAACGAUACGGAGAGGACAGUGACGACGAAGAUAUUGUGUUCAAAGCUCGUCGCAGAGCCCAGAAGUUUACUAUAGAGAGCUCGCCCCGCCACCGUUAA